Brassica napus (rape) is the source of this 4364-nucleotide messenger RNA. RefSeq lists its product as uncharacterized. Lineage: Eukaryota; Viridiplantae; Streptophyta; Magnoliopsida; Brassicales; Brassicaceae. The transcript has 10 exons. Gene Ontology annotation, biological process: proteolysis. Gene Ontology annotation, molecular function: cysteine-type peptidase activity. The coding region runs from base 146 to 2155 and encodes 669 amino acids. The record is from RefSeq and is a predicted model, not a curated record.
UUCUAAUUUUUGGCAGAGGGAAACACAAACCUCUACUAAUGAAACGCCACCCAAAACUAAUCAAGAAGAAGGAAAACCAGAUGAUGAGAUUGUGAUUGAGUCACCUGCUGCUCAGACUCAAGUUUUGCAAAAAGAAACACUGGAAAUGAAUGAGACACCUUCUUCUCCAAUAUCUCCAAAGAGUAUUGAGGCUCAAGUUUUUACUCCAAUUCAGAAACAGCAGACGGUAACAGAGGAAACGUAUGAGGCUACACAGCCAUUGACUGAGAUCAUUUCAGCAAACAAUAAAAAGGAGGAUACACAUGCUGUGCAUCACACACCUUCCUCUCCAUUGUCUUCACUAAUUGCACUAGUUAUUGAAGAAAAUAAGAAUGCUUUGAGUGAGACAGAAACUGCGACCCAAUAUUUUUCUACAAGUGAAGGAGAGCAUACACAAUCAAGCAGAAAGAAUCAAGCAGAAGAAUAUCUCAAGGAUACUACAGAACCUACUACUGAGCUAGUUUCCACAGAUGUUUCGAAGACACAGCCUCUUACUCCGCAAACACAGCACCUUCAGACAAGUGAGGGAGAUCAAUCCGAUGAGACACCAUCAGAGCAGAAUCAAGCAGAAGAAAAUCUCAAGGAUACUACAGAACCUACUACUGAGCUAGUUUCCACAGAUGUUUCGAAGAUGCCGCCUAUUACUCAGCAAACAGAGCAUCUUCAGACAAGUGCUAUAGAUUUUUCAGAAACAAACGAGGUUGAAGUAAGCAGGCUUCUAGCUCACUUUCAAAUAGGCGCAGAGGUUGAGAUUUUGUCUACUGAUGACGAAAUAUGGUAUCCAGGAAAGGUUGUUGAUCUUAAACUGUGUGAAGGACUAGAGGAGCUGACAGUUGAGUACACGACACUCUUCACAGACCAACAUAGACUUCAGAAACUUCAGGAUACUAUCACGGCUGACAAAAUACGUCCUGCAACACCAACUAGUGACCAAAAAUCCUUUGAGAUGAUGGAUAAGGUAGAAGCCUUUUACAACAAUGGCUGGAGCAGCGGACAAAUUAGCAUGGUACUUGGUGAUAACACAUACUCGGUGUGUCUCUAUACUUCUAUGGAAACUAUUCUAUUCAAACAUUCAGAUUUGCGAAUUCAUAGAGAAUGGAAAGAUGGAGUCUGGAAGAUGGCAGAUAAGGUGAAGCCUGAUAAGAAAAGGAAAGCUGCUGCCUCAUCACAAAAUUCAGGAAUGGAUAAUGUUUUCCUAAGAAGGAGCGAGAGGGUGCCUAAACGAUCUAGAGACACAAAAACUCCAUUCAAGUCUGACAGAAAUCCGGCUUUAACUGUAAUACCUGAGAUUAUACCUGCAGUUGAUCCGUUUUCAACUCCUGCGGAACAUAAGCUUUCAAGGCUUCAAAAUUGGAUGACAUUAAAGCCCGGCAUGCAUGAAACGUCCCUAUCAAUCAAUGAUAAUAAGAUAAGGAAAUCUUUCUUUCAAAGCAUGGAAAAUGCAAAAAAGGACCUUAAGAAAGAGCACAUUGAUGGAGCCUUUGCAAUGCUAAAUUGCAGAAGAAAUGAGAAUGCUGCUUGGUUCCACAACUACAAGAUUCCAAAGGCGUGCUUCCUACCUAUGGAGUUCUUGCAUUGCUUGCUCUCUGAUGAUUUGGCUUACAAGAAAGAAAAGGUCAAAGGUAAAAAGAUUUUCAACGAUUUAUUUAAAGAUACUGUGAGAGGGAAGGUAUAUCCAGAGAAGACAUGGGGAGAAGAUGUUGAUGUUGUGUAUGGGAUUACUCUUGGAAAAAAAAGCAAUGUCUGGAUUGGGAUGGAAAUUCAUUUGAAGAAGAAAAGAAUCACAGUAUAUGAUUGUUUUCAAAAGGAAAGCAACAGCAUUGAUAUUCCUCAAGUGAAAAAGUUGGCAGUGUUGAUUUCUAAUCUGCUGGUGGAAUCUUCUGGUGAUGAGGUAGAUAAAGUGAAGAUGAUUCCAUUUGAGAUUGAGCAGGCACAAGGUUUACCCAAGACAAAACAUCCUUUCAACUGUGGGAUAUUUCUUGUCAAGAUUCUGGAGUGCCAGUCAUUGAAGAUAGGAGACAUGACAAAGAUUAAUGAUGACAAUGCAUUGGAGCUAAGGAGAACCUUGUCUUGUGAGAUCUUCAACCAAUUUGUGGAUGAGAGCUUUGGGAAAUGAGAAUGAUGCAUGAAAACAUUUUUUGUUUUAGUUAAGACUCGGUUUUAGUUAUGACUGUUUAUUUUGUUAUGUUGUUGGCGUCUGGUUACAUAAGAAAGAUUGGAAGGAUAUCAAGUAUUUUUUUUGGGUAUCAUAUAUCUUGGAAGGUUAAAAUAAUGUUUCUGGAUGGGUUUCCAGAAAAAAAGUUAAGUGUUUCAAAUGUAAAAAAGAAUGAAAUGAGAUUAUAUACUAAGGAUUGGACAUGUAUAUGGUAAGCUUAAAAUUGUGAUGUUUACAGACAACAAAAAUUUAGAACCACAAAGGAUCGAACCCAGAGGGAGAGAGUUUGCGUAUUUGGAUAGUGUGGGAGUUUAGCCACUAGGCCAAGAAGAAUCAUCUGUUAAUGGAUUACAUUUAAUUUUAUUUAACUCCAAACUGUAACACAAAAAAAAAUUAAAAUUGAUUUUGAAUCCACCACAUAUCGAACCCGGGGAUAGAGAGACUUUUGAGUUAUGAAAUGCCUUGGUUUAACCGCUGGUCUGAGGAGAAUCAUCUGUUAAAGAAUAUUACAUAAGCAUACUUAAACCAAUUAAUAUAGGAUAGGUUUCCAAAACAAUACAUUUCGAUUGAAAAAAGACAAAACUCUUGCCGUCUCAACACUCUCGCCGUUUCAAACUUCUCGAAUCUCACUCGUCUCCGCCUCUCGAAUCUCUCUCUCAUCUCCAUAUCUCUCGAUCUCCGACGAAAACCCAUCUCCAGAACUCUCUCUCUCUCUCGAUCUUUUACGCGAGCUCUCUCUAUUCUCCGAGAAAAACCAUUUCUAGAGCUCUAUCUCUUUAAGGUAUGUUGCAGAUUCAACCUUAUGUGUGUUUUCUUUCUGAGAGAUUGGUCUCCUGGUUUUUGCUUGUGUAUAGACUUGCUCGUUUUAACCUAAUAUGAUUGGUAGAAUUCUAGUUCAUGUGAAAGCAUGUGUAUAGACUUCAGGAAGGAUUUGUAUUGUUUCAGGAAACCCUUCCUGAAAAUUGGAUUUUAAUUAAUUUAGACAAAUAAAAUUUUUCUUGUUUACGCAGGAUAGAAACAAGAUGGGAGAUCCAUUACCAUUAAGACUAGCACUGCCUGAGCUGAGGUAUCCGAUUGGAUCAGAGCCAGAGAAGACGAUAUCGAUAAACCAACACUCGAUAGUUGCUUAUAUCAAAACUGUUAAGGAAAUUCUAGGAAAUGAUGAGUUCAACAGAAUAAGAGGGACGUUUUUGGGACCGGUGAUCAAGCUUGGAGAGAGGUCUUUGAAAUUAUCAGCUAAGAUAGUGCACGCAGUUCUCACCAAAAGCAUCAAGACAGUGAAGAGACACGAAGCAUGGUUCCAUUUUGGUGCUCAGCCAAUGAGGUUCUCUAUAAGAGAAUUCCACAUGGUGACUGGUUUGAAAUGUAGUGGUGAAGCAAGAGAACCACGAGAGGAAACCGAGAAAUUUAAGUGGGACUUCCUAAAAGGGCGUACUCAUACAGUAAAGGACGUGGAGAAGCAGCUCAGAAACACAAGAGAAGAUGCUUCUGAUGAGAGAUUCUGCCUUGCAAUGCUCCUCCUGAUUGAGAGCAUACUACUACAGAAGAGCCUUCUCGACGGUGGCACAACUUUUACUUUGGAUUAUGUGAAAAUAGCGCAGGAUAUGGAUGUCUUGAUGACAUACCCAUGGGGGAGAACAGCUUAUAAUUUGCUGUUAAAAUCACUUCAGAGAGCUGUCGACAAAAGCCUCGACAAAAACAAUUAUGAUUUGCAAGGAUUCCCUAUGGCAUUUCUUAUAUGGAUACUUGAGUCAGUACCUUUGCUACAGUAUGCAUUCAGUCAAGUUGUUCCUAUUCUGAGCGUUCAACCGUCUACCCCAAUAUUUUUGUGUGAGAAGUACCUUCAAAUAGCUUCUCCACAGCUGAUAGAUGUUCUCCUAAUUGAAAUCAAAGAUCAUGUAAGUUUUUACAUUAUUUUUUUCUUGUUUCUGUUUUGCCUUAUGAUUCUCCAUUUAAAAGCUAAUUAUUUUUAUGGUUUCAGCUUAAGGUCACAUGCAUCCUACCUCCUAUUUCUAAUGAUCCAGAAGCUGAUGUUUGCAUGGAAGACGAAGCUAAUAAAGAUCUGGAUGACAUGGCCGAUUUAUCCAAGAGAGGUUAUAAGUUUAAAAUUAGAGAUUGGCGAAACAUGUCAGUAGACCUAUACGGUGCUAAUGAACAAAUAAGAAGAGCA